AGGCGUUGACCCGGCGGGGGUCGUUAGCCGGGCGGCGCGGGGCCGGGUGCGCCCCCGAGUGCGGGGUCCGGGCCUGUGUUGGUGGCGUCAGACGCGUGCCGGGCGCCGCCGUGGGCCAGGGGCCAGUUCCCAUCCCCCAGCAGCAUGGCAUCCUGUGCAGAGGAGCCCUCCGAGCCCCCUGCCUUGUCACCUGCUGGGGUUCCCCCGCUUGAGGACUUUGAGGUGCUGGAUGGGGUUGAGGAUGCGGAUGCUGAGGAGGAGGAGGAGGAAGAGGACGAUGAUGACCUGAGUGAGCUGCCACCACUUGAAGACAUGGGGCAGACCCCCACAGAGAAGACUGAGCAGCCAGGGGCACUGGCCCGAGAGUUCCUGGUGUCCUCAGAGCCCGAGCCCGCACAGGACCUGGCCCCAGAAGAGUGGCUGGACAUUCUGGGAAAUGGUCUGUUGAGGAAGAAGACGCUGGUCCCAGGUCCCCCUGGCUCAAGCCGCCCGACCAAGGGCCAGGUGGUGACAGUGCAGCUGCAGAUGUCACUGGAGAAUGGCACGCGGGUGCAGGAGGAGCCGGAGCUGACCUUCACCCUGGGCGACUGCGAUGUUAUCCAGGCUUUGGACCUCAGCGUGCCCCUCAUGGAUGUGGGUGAGACGGCCAUGGUCACUGCUGACUCCAAGUACUGCUAUGGCCCCCAAGGCAGCAGGAGCCCCUACAUCCCCCCACACGCAGCGCUGUGUUUGGAGGUAACCCUGAAGACCGCGGUGGAUGGGCCUGACCUGGAACUACUCACGGGCCAGGAGCGUGUGGCGCUGGCCAACCGGAAGCGCGAAUGUGGCAAUGCCCACUACCAGCGUGCGGACUUCGUGCUGGCUGCCAACUCCUACGACCUGGCCAUCAAGGCCAUCACCUCCAGCGCCAAAGUGGACAUGACGUUCGAGGAGGAGGAGCAGCUGCUGCAGCUGAAGGUCAAGUGUUUGAACAACCUGGCAGCCUCACAGCUCAAACUGGACCACUACCGUGCCGCCCUGCGCUCCUGCAGCCUGGUGCUGGAGCACCAGCCGGACAACAUCAAGGCGCUCUUCCGCAAGGGCAAGGUGCUGGCGCAGCAAGGCGAGUACAGUGAGGCCAUCCCCAUCCUGCGGGCAGCACUGAAGCUGGAGCCCUCCAACAAGACCAUCCACGCUGAGCUCUCGAAGCUGGUGAAGAAGCAUGCGGCUCAGCGGAGUACAGAGACCGCCUUGUACCGGAAGAUGCUGGGCAACCCCAGCCGGCUGCCCACCAAGUGUCCCAGCAAGGGUGCCUGGUCUAUCCCAUGGAAGUGGCUGUUUGGGGCAACUGCUGUUGCUCUGGGGGGUGUGGCACUCUCUGUGGUCAUCGCUGCCAGGAACUGAUCACCCAGGUGUCCACUACCACCUCAGCAUACCAUGAACCCCACCCUGUCCUGCAUCCCCUAGGCUCCCUGCCUGCUGCCUGCCCUGGCCCAGCUCCUCCUCCAGGCCAGGGCAGCAAGGAUGGGAUCUCGAGGCCUGGCGAGUGGGAUGAGGUCCUGGGAGGGUGGUGAGGUGCGGCCCGGAAGGAGGGAGCCAGUGGGGGGCUCCCCUGCUCCUUUAGACCAGCUCCCUGCCCCCACCCUGUUCACAGGGUCAGCCCUCAGUUUCUCCUCUGCAACUGGGGGGCGGUCCCCCAGUUCCCCCAGCACCUUGCCCUUUCACCCGCCUGUUUCCCCAUCCAGCCCCCCACAAUGAAAUAAAGCCUCCCACCUGCA
Cavia porcellus (domestic guinea pig) is the source of this 1757-nucleotide messenger RNA. RefSeq names its product FKBP prolyl isomerase 8 (gene Fkbp8). Bases 145 to 1383 code for a protein of 412 amino acids. Gene Ontology annotation, molecular function: protein folding chaperone; protein binding; peptidyl-prolyl cis-trans isomerase activity. Gene Ontology annotation, cellular component: endomembrane system; cytosol; membrane. Lineage: Eukaryota; Metazoa; Chordata; Mammalia; Rodentia; Caviidae. Gene Ontology annotation, biological process: protein folding; negative regulation of apoptotic process. The transcript has 9 exons. The record is from RefSeq and is a predicted model, not a curated record.